Humulus lupulus (European hop) is the source of this 1356-nucleotide messenger RNA. Its product is annotated as G-type lectin S-receptor-like serine/threonine-protein kinase At4g27290. The transcript is spliced from 5 exons. The record is from RefSeq and is a predicted model, not a curated record. The coding region runs from base 1 to 1356 and encodes 451 amino acids. Lineage: Eukaryota; Viridiplantae; Streptophyta; Magnoliopsida; Rosales; Cannabaceae. Gene Ontology annotation, biological process: recognition of pollen.
AUGAGGAACAAUGACAGAAGGCACUGGACGAAGAGUCUCAGAAACAGCAGAGUUUUUCUCUUUAGAACAACUUUAGCUGUAGUUGAUGGCCUUGGACCGUUGCAAUUUCUGAGAGAUGGCACAACUUUGGUUUCAAGUGAAGGAACUUUUGAACUGGGAUUCUUUACCCCAAGCAAUUCAAACAACCGUUAUCUAGGAAUUUGGUAUCGAAACAUCUCCGGUCCAACUGUGGUUUGGGUUGCAAACCGGUGUAAACCGAUCAACGAUUCCUCUGGAUCGUUGACAAUAAACAACACCGGAAAUAUUGAGCUUUUGGGACAGAAUAAGAGUGUUGUUUGGUCUACAAGCUCGUUGAAACAAGCCCGGAAACCAUUGGUUCAACUCUUGGAUAAUGGUAACUUUGUUCUGAAAGAUGAGAAAGAUGAGAAUAAAGAGAACUAUUUGUGGCAAAGCUUUGAUUGUGAUACAUUCUUGUCUGGAAUGAAAUUUGGAUGGGACUUGAAGAGAGGUCUUACUAGGCGUGGUUGUCCUGAGUUGAGACCAAACCCUCUUUACGAUUACAAGUUUGUUUACAGUGAUGAUGAAGUUUACUACUCAUACAUCCUCAAGAAAAAGUCUGUGAUCACAAGAGUUGUCAUCAACCGAACGGCAAGUGCUCAUCAACGUUUGAUAUGGAUUGAAAUUGAUAAAAUUUGGAAGCCUUACUUUUCAGGCCCUAGAGACCAGUGUGACAACUAUGGACAAUGUGGGGCAAAUGCAGAGUGUAUAAUGACAAAGAAUCCAAUAUGUCGAUGUUUAAAAGGUUAUAAGCCUACGUCUCUACAGGAUUGGAAUUCAAUGGACUGGUAUGAAGGGUGUGUAAGAAGUAGUCCGCUGAGCUGCCAUGAUCAAGGGAAAGAUGGCUUUUUGAAAUUUUCUGGUUGGAAAUUACUGGAUGCUCAACAUACAUGGGUGAAUAAGAGUAUGAAUCUACGGGAAUGUAGGGCUAAAUUUCUGAGCAAUUGUUCCUGUACGGCUUAUACAAACUCAGAUAUCAGAGGUGAAGGCAGUGGCUGCGUCGUCUGGUUUGGAGAUCUUUAUGAUAUUCGACAAUUUCCUUCUAGCAGACAAGAUAUAUUUGUUCGACUGUCAGCUUUAGAAAUGGGUACAGAUUACAGGUUGAAAAUUUUAGUUCCAUAUCAAGCCCUGGAUACACUUGGAAAUACCAAAUGGAGGGUGAACAAAAGGGAGAUUAGUGUGAUAGAUAGAAUUUGGUCUAGUGGAGGUUCUCUUGGUGGGUUGGUUAGCCGUGAUGAUGUUCCUUUGCCAGAAGAACCUAACACUGAAGAUGAAUCUGAAAUCCACAAAUGGAAAUGA